Argiope bruennichi is the source of this 4680-nucleotide messenger RNA. RefSeq lists its product as uncharacterized. Bases 1 to 4680 code for a protein of 1559 amino acids. Gene Ontology annotation, molecular function: nucleic acid binding; RNA-DNA hybrid ribonuclease activity; zinc ion binding. The record is from RefSeq and is a predicted model, not a curated record. Lineage: Eukaryota; Metazoa; Arthropoda; Arachnida; Araneae; Araneidae. The transcript is spliced from 4 exons.
AUGGGUUUUAUCCUGUCUUGGAACUGUCGUGGCAUUCGGUCGAAAUUAUUUGAAAUCAGAACCAUUCUGAAUGAAUUUCAUCCUGCUUGUUUCUGUCUUCAAGAAACUUUCUUGAGGCCAAAUAUCCCCCUAAAAUUACGAGGUUACAAUACUGUGCGGAAAGACGCCGAUAACCAAUCCCAUAAUUCUGGGGGCGUCUGCAUUUUAACCUCCAAUUCCGUUCCUAGCACACCUCUCACACUUCAUACUGAUUUACAGGCUGUAGCAGUUCAAGUGCAUCUACGAACACUUGUUACAGUUUGUUGUAUUUAUUUGCCACCCAAUGCUUCAGUCAGACAGCAAGAUCUAGAUAAGUUAGUGGAUCAACUCCCUGCCCCAUUUAUUUUACUCGGGGAUUUUAAUGGCCAUAGUACCUUGUGGGGUUCUGUUAGUACAAAUUCCCGUGGGCUACAAAUCGAACGGUUUAUCACAAAUAAUUGCCUAUGCCUGCUCAAUAAUGAAGAAAAAACGUACUUUCACCAAUCCACGCGUACUUUCCAUAGUUUAGAUCUUGCCAUAUGUUCGCCAGUGCUUUUGCCGGUUCUAAAUUUUGCAGUUAAAAAUGAUCUGCAUGAUAGUGAUCAUUUUCCAAUUGUAGUUUCCCAAGCUGAUAGUGGUAGUGUUAUUCAAAGUCCACCUCGAUUUUUAUUCCAGCGAGCGGAUUGGACUGGUUUCACUCAACGAGCAAAAAUUACUGAAACUAUGAUUAACAAUGCAGAUAUCUCGACAGCAGUACAGUGCGUCGUCGACUGCAUUAUGAAAGCCGCAAACAAAAGUAUCCCUAAGUGUUCACCCCGUAUACGGAAAUUCCGCAGAGCAUGGUGGAAUCAAUCUUGCCAUGACAGUUACAAGAAACAGAAGCAUCUUUGGAAUAAAUUUCGCAGGUAUCCCACUACGGAAAACCUUGUCGCAUUUAAGAGAGCUAAAGCUUAUGCACGCCGAAUUCGACGGAUUAGUCAGAGGGAAUCAUGGAUGAAAUACGUUUCAUCUAUCACAUAUUCUACGUCUAGUAAAAAAUUAUGGAGAAAAGUCAAAGCAGCCAAUGGAAUUUACCCUGAAUUUUCACUUCCUGUGUUCAAAUCGGGAAAUGUAAUAUCUUCCUCACCUCUGGAAGUUGCUAAUAUGCUCGGGCGAGCAUUUGAAAAAGUCUCCGCUUUUGAUUCUUAUAGUCCUACAUUUCUAGCAACUAAGAAUCGAGCGGAAGAAAAAUGUUUGAAUUUCACGACCCGCAGAUAUCUUGCAUAUAAUAGUCCUUUUAGGCUGCUUGAGUUAAAAAAAGCUUUGUCUCAGACCCAUGAUACUAGCCCAGGUCCUGAUGGAAUCACUUAUAAUAUGCUUCGCCAUCUGGAUGAAGUCUCACUGUUCAAUUUGUUAAAACUGUUUAACAGAAUAUGGAUUGAACAAAAGUUUCCAUCAAAAUGGCUCGAGGCUAUAGUGAUUCCAAUCCUUAAACCCGGAAAAGAUCCUACCAACCCUCUGAAUUAUAGGCCAAUCGCUCUGACUAGUUGUAUGUGCAAAACUCUCGAGCGCAUGGUCAAUGCCCGACUAAUGUUUGAAUUGGAGAAACAGGAAUAUAUUUCGCCGUUACAGAGUGGCUUCCGACGAGGACGCUCAACUUUUGAUAACAUCGUCCUUCUGGAAACAGAAAUUCGAAAUGCCUUUGUUCGCAGGAACCACCUUGUGUCUAUCUUUUUCGACAUUGAAAAGGCCUAUGACCGAACGUGGCGUUAUGCGGAAGGAGUACCUCAAGGAAGUGUCCUCAGCGUCACACUAUUCAUCACUCAUUUCAGUGAAAUUAUUUGUCAGCUUCCUCCAUCUGUUCAAGGGACGCUUUAUGUGGACGAUCUGCAGAUUUCAGCUCAAGGCUGUAAUAUGCGUUUUAUUGAACGGCAGUUGCAGAAUGCCGUGAACAAAUUAGUUUCCUGGUGUGAAAAGAACGGGCACACUCUUUCUCCAGAAAAGAGUCGUUGUGUACAUUUCUGCCGUAAGCGAAACAUGCAUCCAGACCCUGUAAUUAAUAUUCGAGGAAACACCAUUCCUGUUGUUGAUGAUGUGCGAUUUUUGGGAAUAAUUUUUGAUAGGAAGCUCACUUUCCUUCCACAUGUUCUUCAUAUUCGGAAGAAGUGUGAAAAAUCCUUGAAUAUCCUAAAAGUUUUGUCUAAUACUUCUUGGGGUGCUGAUCGCCCAUCCCUUCUCCGAAUUUAUCAGGCCGUCAUUUUAUCCCGCAUUGAUUACGGGUGCAUGGUGUAUGGUUCUGCACGCCCUUCUGUUCUGCUCAGGCUUGAUACGGUGCAUCAUUCUGCACUGAGAAUUUGCUCUGGGGCUUUCCGCACAUCACCCAUAGAAAGCUUAUAUGCUAUCUGCAAUCAAAUGCCUCUAGGUCUGCGACGUCAGAAAUUAACAGCACAAUAUUAUUUCCGAAUACAAUCGGUUCCGAAACAUCCUGUUAGUCACUUGUCUCUCCCGAGUGGUCUUCGGAGACUAUAUGAUGCACGGCCCUCUCACAUUCUUCCGUUUAGUGAGAGAGUAAAAAUUCUACUGAAUGAUUCGGGACUUACUGAUACUACAAUUCAACCUAUUAAUUUCUUUUCUUUCCCACCUUGGGAUACUCCAAAUUUCUCAUUUUUGAACCCAUUUACGGGAUUUGACAAAUCCGCAACAGCCCCUAUUAUCUUUCAGAAGCUUUUUAAAGAUCAUCGCAGUCAGUAUUAUUCGUACACAGAAGUAUUUACUGAUGGGUCAAAAUCUAAUAGUCAUGUUGGUAGUGGUGUUGUUUUACCCACUCAGACAUACAGCUAUAAUUUACCCACAUCAUUCUCUGUUUUGACUGCUGAAUUGGUUGCAAUAAUAUACGCCCUUGAAGUGAUUUCAACUUCUUGUACACGCACCUUUUGCAUCUACACUGACAGCAAGAGUGCUUUGGAAUCUCUUUCCAAUUUUAGUUAUUUAAUGCAUCCGGUUGCUUUGGAAAUCCUGGUUUUUCUUCAAUCCCUUGAAAACAAAGGGUUCGAAAUUCUAUUCUGCUGGGUUCCGAGCCAUGUCGGAAUACCGGGAAAUGAGAGGGCUGAUGCUGCAGCAAAAGCGGCAAGCUCUCUUCUUCACCGAGAACUUCCACAUAGCGAUGCAAAGACAUUUUUUGCACGCCAUGUCAGCAUGUUGUGGCAACGAUCUUGGGAUCAGCAGAUUUCCAAUAAGCUAUAUUCUAUCCAACCAAUGAUUCGCUUAUGGCCUACCAUCCCUGUGCGUGGGCUUGAUGUAAAAUUAAUUCGGCUCCGCAUCGGUCAUACCCGCUUCAGUCACAAACACCUUUUAUUUGGUGAACCACAUCCAACAUGUACGACAUGCCAGACAGUCUUAAGUUAUUCAAAGUAUUUGCCUAUUUUCACGGAUGGUUCCAAGACGGACGACCAUGUUGGUUGUGGUAUUGUUUUCCACAUGGAAACAUUCGGUUACACUCUGGUUUCCGAUUCCAAAGAUACUUUUCACUCGGUAUCACCAUUUCUUGUACAAAAAGCCAUAGUAGCAACCGUCGGUGAUGUUGCAGGUAUACGUAAACUGCGUUCUGGGGACUUGCUUAUAGAAGUUAAUUCUAAGAAGCAAGCGCAGCAAAUAACCAAACUAAAAGCAUUAGCUACAAUACCAGUUACUGUUUCCCCUCACUCUUCCUUAAAUUAUUCAAAAGGUGUCAUAACCUGUGGAGAGCUGUACAAUGUUUCUCUGGAAGAAAUAUCUAAAGGAUUUCAACAGCAAGGAGUUACUCAAGUACGCCGCAUAACCAUUCGGCGGGAUGGGCAACUCAUUAAUACAAAACAUCUCAUCCUCACUUUCCAUUCGCCUAAACUGCCUGAAUUUGUAAAAGCCGGAUAUCUGAAAUUACCUGUUAGAGCAUAUAUACCCAAUCCCUUAAGAUGUUUCCAAUGUCAACGUUUCGGCCACUCCAAAGCUAAUUGCCGCGGGACAGUAACUUGUGCCCGAUGUGCUGAAAAGGGUCAUGAAAGCCAGGAGUGCACUGCGCCAGAAAAGUGCGUCAAUUGUGGUGAAGAUCAUGCUUCCUUUUCGAGACUUUGCAAACGUUGGACUCUCGAGAAACAAAUAACCACUCUUAAGUUCAAAGAAAACAUUACAUAUCCUGAAGCUAGACGUAAAAUACUAGCUCAAACACCUACGCCUGGUUUAACCUAUGCUUCUGUGGUACAGAAACAGUUUUGUGUAAACUGUUCUUGUCCGAAUUGUGUAAAAUCUGCCACACACACAAAAACACUUGAAAAAUCAACUGAUUCAGAAACAGAGCAUUCCACAAACAAUGAAAUUGAAUUAUCGAAACUUGACAAACCUAAAAGAAAUAAAACAAAAUCUGGAAAGCAUUUGAAAUUACAACUCUCAAAACGCGGUCUUUCUCCACAGGAUAUUAGAACAAAACUUAGAAAAUCAACCUUGCGCAAUUCGGUUGCUUUGGGACUCGCAAAUCAAGGUGCAGUCCACAAAGACCUAACGUCCAUUUUUGGUGGCACAUCCAAAAAUGUAGACCUAAUCGCACUUCAUCCAUCUGAAGAAGAGGAUGAAGAACUUAAAAUGAGUUGCGAUGCUUCGCAACUUCUCAACACUGUUCCUAAUCCUUUACUUGAAGCAAAAGUUACUUAA